GACAGCUCGAUGCUAGCGAGUUAGCGCUAGCUAGCCGGCCUGCCCUCCUCCCGCGCCGCGGACACCCCCUCGACAGCCGGGCCCUCCCAGGCAUCAUGGCUUUAAAGAGAAUAUCCAAGGAGCUGACGGACCUGUCCAGAGACCCUCCGGCUCAGUGUUCUGCCGGUCCAGUCGGGGAAGACAUGUUUCACUGGCAGGCAACAAUAAUGGGUCCACCUGACAGUCCCUACCAGGGCGGCGUGUUUUUUCUGACCAUUCAUUUCCCGACAGACUAUCCCUUCAAACCGCCGAAGGUUGCCUUCACAACAAGAAUUUAUCACCCAAACAUCAACAGCAACGGCAGCAUCUGCUUGGACAUCUUGAGGUCUCAGUGGUCUCCUGCACUAACCAUCUCUAAAGUUCUUUUGUCCAUCUGUUCUCUGUUAUGUGACCCCAAUCCCGACGACCCGCUAGUGCCCGAAAUCGCCCGCAUCUACAAAACAGACCCAGUCAGCCACAGCGCUCACACCGCUGUGUGCGUCGUCUCUGCUGCAGGUACAACAAGACAGCCCAGGACUGGACCCAGAAGUACGCCAUGUGACCCGCUAGACUCACCUGACUUCUCCCGUGGCCACGCCCCCUUUCAGCUUUUUGUUCCUCCUGGUUUCCGUUCGUCCCGACGCCGAAUCCUCCGCUCGUCCGCUGGAACGGUGAAGGUGCCAGCUGCCGAGCGGGCGGACUCACCUGGAAGACGUCAUUCGUGCAUGUGGUGGCGGUCCCGGUGCUGAAGGCCCGUUUGAGAGGGGAAGGCCAAAGCUUCUGUCCGUUUGUGUUCCCGGAGUUCUUAGACGAGAGCCGCUAGUCCGUCAGAGGCACCGGCUGAUCAACCGCUCGCUGUGGGAGGGGUCAAUAAAGCUGAACAGACCGCAGC
This is a messenger RNA of Oryzias melastigma (Indian medaka), 910 nucleotides long. RefSeq names its product ubiquitin-conjugating enzyme E2 2. The record is from RefSeq and is a predicted model, not a curated record. Gene Ontology annotation, biological process: ubiquitin-dependent protein catabolic process; protein polyubiquitination. Gene Ontology annotation, cellular component: nucleus. The transcript is spliced from 8 exons. Gene Ontology annotation, molecular function: ubiquitin conjugating enzyme activity. Lineage: Eukaryota; Metazoa; Chordata; Actinopteri; Beloniformes; Adrianichthyidae. Bases 96 to 767 code for a protein of 223 amino acids.